Leopardus geoffroyi (Geoffroy's cat) is the source of this 4570-nucleotide messenger RNA. RefSeq names its product signal recognition particle 72 (gene SRP72). The coding region runs from base 1713 to 3731 and encodes 672 amino acids. Gene Ontology annotation, molecular function: 7S RNA binding; protein binding; ribosome binding. NCBI's taxonomy places the organism in Eukaryota, Metazoa, Chordata, Mammalia, Carnivora, Felidae. The transcript has 19 exons. Gene Ontology annotation, biological process: SRP-dependent cotranslational protein targeting to membrane. Gene Ontology annotation, cellular component: signal recognition particle, endoplasmic reticulum targeting. The record is from RefSeq and is a predicted model, not a curated record.
UUUUUAAUUUUUUUUAACAUUUAUUUUCUGAAAGAGCAUGAGCGGGGGAGGGGGCAGGGAGAGCGAGCGAGACACAGCAUCCAAAGCAGACUCCAGGCUCUGAGUUGUCAGCACAGAGUCCAAUGUGUGGAAUCUACGAAUGCGAGAUCAUGACCUGAGCAAAGUCAGACGCUUAACCGACUGAGCCACCCAGGAGGCCCUUAAUUUUUUUUUUAGUAUUUAUUUUUGGGAGAUAGAGCACGAGCAGGGGAGGGGCAGAGAGAGAGAGAGAGAGAGAGAGAGAGAGAAUAUCUGGUGCAGGCUCCAGGCUCCGAGCUGUCAGCACAGAGCCAAAGUGGGGCUUGAACUCAUGAACCACAAGAUCAUGCCCUGAGCCAAAGUCGGAUGGAUGCCUAGCCAACUGAGCCACCCACGCGCCCCUAUUUUUUUUUUUUAAUGUUAAUUUAUUUUUGAAAGAGACAGAGUGUAAGCAGGGGAGGGGCAGAGCAAAGAGGAGAUGCAGAAAUCCAAGCAGAUCCCAGGCUCACAGUUGUCAGCACAGAGCCCACAGAGCCCAAUGCAGGGCUUGAACUCAGGGACUGUGAGAUCAUAACCUGAGCCAAAGUCCCACGUUUUACCAAUUGGGUCCCCCAGGCGCCCCAAAGAAGUAACUUUUUUUAACCUGGAACCGGGAUACAGAAAUAUUGAAAGAUGAAAACAGGAUGACGAGAAAGAGAAGAGACGUGAAGUGGCAGGAGUUAGUAGGAUUUUGACAACACUUGAGUCUGCAGCGGUAUUCAAUACACUGUCCUGUCAUUCUCAAGAGUACUCAAUAGGUACUCUGUUCUGACAUUCAAACACAUCCUGGUAUUUAAGUUCUUACAAAAACUCUAAACCUGUCUAUAUCUAUGUAUUACUUGAGGUGCAUGAAGUAUCUUUUAUCCCUAGAAUAAUGUUUUCUUAUCUUACAGUCAGGAAAACUGGGACUCAUACAUAACUUGUUCACAGGCAUCUAUAGUGAGUCGCAGAGCCAGGAACUCAAUCUAGGCAUUCUCACCCCAAAACACAUUAUCCUUUGGCCUUAUUGCUGACUGUUCCUGAACUGGAGCCCAAAGGGCAGCCAAGAGGUUUUCAUCAAACGUGCUUCGUACUUGGAAGUUUUUUUUUUUUUUCUUUUGUGCCUUUCCUUAUAUUCGCUUCUCUGCCAGACCUCUACCCAGACCCAACCCCAGGUUUUCCUAAUCUUUCAAGAUCCUUUUCAAGUACAAUUCCUUUAUGAAAUAUUAUCCAGCAGCAAAGAGAACCGUCUCUCUCCCCCUCUCCUUCAAAAGACUUCCUAUGGUUUCUAGCUAGUAUAUUACCACCCUACAGACCUUUUAUUUAUCUUCCGUAGGCCGUCACUCAGCUCCGCCUCGUGGGACCAGGGUGCUGCUUCGCCGGCAGCGGUAGCCCCGGAACCGCGGACUGCUUUGAACCCAAACUGUUUGGUGAACCCGUUCUGAACCCACUUCCGUGGUCCGACACUAGUUCCUUCAGACCGGUUUCAGGUAAGGUGCAUCGACUGUAUCCAGGCAAAUUCCUAUAAGAUCUCGGUCUCCGAUGCUGACUCACGGACGAGUGCGCUUCCGACUCCGAAACGCUAAGCAACUACCAGCUUCCUCCUCCGCUUGUCCACCUCAGAGAUCCUCUUCCGGGGUAGAAGUCGGCCCGCCCAGCUCCGUGUCUCGUUCAAGAUGGCGAGCGGCGGCGGCGGCGGCGGGGUUUCGGUGCCUGCCCUCUGGAGUGAAGUGAACCGUUAUGGCCAGAACGGUGACUUCACGCGCGCUCUUAAGACCGUCAACAAGAUACUGCAGAUCAACAAGGAUGAUGUAACUGCUCUACACUGUAAAGUGGUAUGCCUUAUUCAAAAUGGAAGUUUCAAGGAAGCCUUGAAUGUCAUCAACACUCACACUAAAGUGUUAGCCAAUAAUUCUCUUUCCUUUGAGAAGGCAUAUUGUGAGUACAGGCUGAACAGAAUUGAGAAUGCCUUGAAGACCAUAGAAAGUGCCAAUCAGCAGACAGACAAACUAAAGGAGCUUUAUGGACAAGUGCUAUACCGGUUAGAACGCUAUGAUGAAUGCUUAGCAGUGUAUAGAGAUCUUGUCCGAAACUCCCAAGAUGAUUAUGAUGAGGAGAGAAAAACAAACCUUUCAGCAGUUGUUGCAGCACAAAGCAAUUGGGAAAAAGUGGUUCCAGAGAACUUGGGUCUCCAAGAAGGCACACAUGAACUAUGCUACAAUGCUGCAUGUGCACUGAUAGGACAAGGCCAUCUGAGCCAGGCAAUGAAAAUCCUACAAAAAGCUGAAGAUCUUUGCCGCCGUUCAUUAUCAGAAGAUUCUGAUGGGACUGAGGAAGACCCACAGGCAGAACUGGCCAUCAUUCAUGGGCAGAUGGCCUAUAUUCUGCAGCUUCAGGGUCGUACAGAGGAGGCAUUGCAACUUUACAAUCAGAUAAUAAAACUAAAGCCGACAGAUGUGGGAUUGCUGGCUGUGAUUGCAAAUAAUAUCAUUACUAUUAACAAGGACCAAAAUGUCUUUGACUCUAAGAAGAAGGUGAAAUUAACCAAUGCAGAAGGAGUAGAGUUUAAGCUUUCCAAGAAACAGCUGCAAGCUAUAGAAUUUAACAAAGCUUUGCUUGCUAUGUACACAAACCAGGCAGAACAGUGCCGCAAAAUAUCUGCCAGUUUACAGUCCCAAAGUCCUGAGCAUCUCCUGCCUGUAUUAAUCCAAGCUGCCCAGCUCUGCCGGGAAAAGCAGCAUGUAAAAGCAAUAGAGCUGCUUCAGGAAUUCUCAGAUCAGCAUCCAGAAAAUGCAGCGGAAAUUAAGCUGACCAUGGCACAACUGAAAAUUUCCCAAGGUAAUAUAUCCAAAGCAUGUCUAAUAUUGAGAAGCAUAGAAGAGUUAAAACAUAAACCAGGCAUGGUGUCUGCAUUAGUGACUAUGUACAGCCAUGAGGAAGAUAUUGAUAGUGCCAUUGAGGUCUUCACGCAAGCUAUCCAGUGGUAUCAAAACCAUCAGCCCAAAUCUUCUGCUCAUUUGUCCUUGAUAAGAGAAGCUGCAAACUUCAAACUCAAAUAUGGGCGGAAAAAGGAGGCAAUUAGUGACCUAGAACAGCUAUGGAAACAAAAUCCAAAAGAUAUUCACACCCUGGCGCAGCUUAUUUCUGCUUACUCACUUGUAGAUCCUGAGAAGGCAAAAGCUCUUAGUAAACACCUGCCCUCGUCAGAUAGUAUGUCUCUGAAAGUAGAUGUCGAGGCUCUUGAAAAUUCUCCUGGUGCUACUUACAUUCGGAAAAAGGGUGGAAAAGUUGCUGGAGAUAGUCAACCAAAGGAACAAGGACAAGGAGAUUUGAAAAAGAAGAAGAAAAAAAAGAAAGGAAAAUUGCCUAAGAAUUAUGACCCAAAGGUGACCCCAGAUCCAGAAAGAUGGCUACCAAUGCGAGAACGUUCUUACUACCGGGGAAGAAAGAAGGGUAAGAAGAAGGAUCAGAUUGGAAAAGGGACCCAGGGAGCAACGGCAGGAGCUUCAUCUGAACUGGAUGCCAGUAAGACUGUGAGCAGCCCACCCACCUCCCCACGACCUGGCAGUGCAGCAACAUCGGCUGCAUCUACAAGUAAUAUCAUACCCCCAAGACACCAGAAACCUGCAGGGGCUCCAGCAACAAAAAAGAAACAGCAACAGAAAAAGAAGAAAGGUGGAAAAGGUGGCUGGUGAUUGGAACAUUCUUGUUUCCAGGCUAUUUUUAGUCUCACUGACACUAGGAACAUAAUAAAGGUAACACAGCAAGAAACACAGAGUUCCUCCCUCACCCAUCCCCCACAUUUUCAUAAAAUUAAUUUCUCAUGCAUCAAAGAGGAAAACAUCUUCCUCAGACUCUGCCUAGUCAGACUUAGCCUACUUGUACUACCUAGCUUUGCACAGAUGAUAAGCCCUCAAAAUAAUGGGGCAUUUUCCCACCUUGAUCUCUGUUGCAUCCUUUCUCUUUGUGUGCUGAUCUGGUGUUUUUUCAGUUUCACAAACAAGGCAUGUUAUCCAAAGUUUCCUAGGAUUUAAACAGAAACUACUUCUGUUUCAACUAGAGUCUGAAGAUACUUGUUCCUACCAAAGCCCAUUUUAAAUUAUGUCUUAGGAGGCCUUAGGAGACUGAAAGUGGAAUCUUCUUAGCAUUCCAAAUAAAUAACUGCUUAGAAAUAUCAUGUGAUAAAAAGGGACCUUAUUAAUACACUGGUGUUCUUCACUUCAUUACAUAAGUGGCCACAGGAAAACUAAAGUAAAUGUCAUGAUUAAUUCUAAGUAUAAAUUCUCUGUUACGUGAUACUGGAAUAUGGGAUACUACAUAUACUAUAUAUGUUAUAUAUAUAUAUAUAUAUAUAUAUAUAUAUAUAUAUAUAUAUAUAUAUAGUAAUGAAAAGUGUGUGGGUGUGUAUAUGUACAUAUAUAUACACAAGUACACACAUAUAUAUAAAUUAAGACUUCUUUGCACCCCAGUAUUGUUUUCAGAUUAUGAUAACAUUAUGCUGAUUUAUCACCAUUAAAGAACUCAAGCAAAUGUA